Messenger RNA from Nylanderia fulva, 1942 nucleotides. RefSeq lists its product as uncharacterized. The record is from RefSeq and is a predicted model, not a curated record. Lineage: Eukaryota; Metazoa; Arthropoda; Insecta; Hymenoptera; Formicidae.
CUCGCGAUACAUUAAAUCCACUCCCACUCCUGUCUUUGCACUUGUGUAUCUUUAUGACACGAGAUGGCAUUAGCUAAAAUCGCGUUCUGUCUGGGAGAGGCUAUAAAUAUCAAAGCCACAUAGAGAUAUUAACCAGAGAUCGCAACUUCGCUCUGGUCCGCGCGCACCAUCUGUAUUCAUAAUUCUGACAUAUUGAUUAUUGUGUAUACCUACGCAGUGUAAAAAGUGUGCAUAGAGACAAAAUGUCCGGUGCCGAGGAUUCUCCAUGGUUCAAAGAAAGAAUGUCAAAAAUUGUCGAGAAUCUCGGAUCGAACGUGGAGGAAGCUCGGUACGAGCUUUCAAAAUCCGUGGAAGGCUUCAUGUCUACGUUGUAUUACGUAUGCGUGAAAUUUAAAGACAAGACGAAGGGAGGACAGAGCGAGAAACUGACCAUGAUAAUAAAGAGACCCACGCAGAUAGAGAUGUUCAGAGAAAUGAUCGACGUCAAUCCUCAGUUUCACAAUGAGAUCGUGUUCUAUCAAAUCUACGCUCGGCCCGACGAAAACUUUGUCAAGUGCUUCUACGCUGAUGAACGGCCACCCAUCGAUUCGGUGAUCGCGUUGGAAAAUGUCAACCAACGAGGAUACUAUUCCUGUCCGUACAAGAACGACGUUUCUCUGGAAUAUACGUUAGCGGCGAUACAGGAGUUGGGACGAUUUCACGGCAAGGGUUACGUAAUGAAGGAGCAGCAGCGCGAAAAGUUCUUCGAUAUUGUGAAGCAGCUUCAAGAAACCAAGUAUAAACCCGGAAUGGACGACGCACGCAAGACAUACGUCAACAUUCCCGCGACCCGAGCAGUAGAAUAUCUUCGUGAUCAAGGACACGAUGCGAUUUUUUGCGAUAAAAUGGAAGCUGUACUUUCGAAUGCAUUCGACUUAAUAAUGGUAGAAAUGGUGAAACCAACGGAACCUUUGGCCACGCUGUGUCACGGAGAUUUUACAGUACUCAAUACUCUUUUUAAGACAGAAGACGAUGGAGAGAUACGAGCGAUGCUGAUCGACUUUGGAACUUUAGGAUAUUCGACUCCCGUCGUCGAUCUUUCUACGUUUCUCUAUCUCUGUUGCACGAAUGAAUUGAGAAAGGAUAAACUUUUCGAGAUUAUACGAGUCUAUCAUGAGACCGUGAAGAAGUAUUUGCUAGACGCUGGUGUUCAGGACAUUGAUAAGUAUUCGUAUGAUGCUUUCCUGGACGAUUUCAGGAAAGGUGCCCUUUUCGGUUUCGUUAUCGCGUCCUUCUUUUUACCGGGAUUGUUGGGAUACCUCGACAAUCUACCUGAGGAAGUGGAUAUGCUAGAGCAUAUAAAUUACUGCAAGGAAGCAGGCGGAGAUGAAAUAUCCAAAAUAUUAGCUGAUAUGCUACUGCAGUUAAGAGACUUUGGUUUUUUGAAACAUGUUUUAUAACUGUUUAUUUUUUACAUAGUAUAUAUAUUUAUAUUAGUCAGUGGCUGUGAUGUAUGUAUGCGAAAGAUAUUUUUAAAUAAUCAAUGUCAGAAGCACACGUGACGUAAGUAUACAAGGAGUGUAGGUUAUAAAAGAUAAAAAUUGUUAAUAUUAUUUUAUAAAAUCAUGUAGCGUAAUUUAAAUUUGCAUAUCCGCAUUCCACAUGAAUUUCUUCCAAAUCGAUAGACCGUCUUUUCUUAUACGUUAAUUGAGUAAUAUUGCAUUUAUUUUUUUGUUUAUAAAUAUUAUUUUUAUAAAUAAGCGCAUUAGAAUUCUUCUAUAUUAUAAGAUAAAAUAAUGUUAUGAAAAAUAAUGUUUCAGAAAAGAGCAAUUUUUCUCUUCAGAAUAUUUUUUUAUAUAUGAAUAGAGAAAGUCAUGCAAAGUAAUUUCAAAUUAUAUGUAGAAAUGGCACAUGAGAGAAAAAGGGAGAGAAGAGAAAGAGAAAAAGUGGUAUGUAAAUAAUA